UUAUGCCUUCAAGUCCUCAUCCCAACAGAGGGUGAUUCCAAGAACACUUUAGAUAAGUGCUGAAUUGGGACUCGACUGAAUGUUUGUGCUCUUAAUUCUUUCACAUCCCGAUCUGCCACUGGUUAGCAAGAAAGUUAAAGGGGAGUGCAUUUGUCACAGACACAAUCUAAGCUUCUUAUUUCCCUCCUUUAAAAUCUGUUUCGCCUAGUUGAGAUACCUUCACCCAAUCCCUCUGUUUUCCUCCUGCCUUUCAGUUCACUGGACAUUGCGGAUUAACCUACUAGCUCAGACAGAUUGGAAAGACUUGCUGUUCUCUAAACUCUGGGCCUGAGCGGUGUUUCCCUGUUUUCCAACCUGACCUUGUUAAAACGCGCAGGUUAAGGCCCGGAUACACUCUCCUUGCUCUCUCCAUCCUAGCCAGCUCCUUUCCAAACCCGGCCCUUCUUCUCCAGGCUCUCAAUCCCCUCAUGGGCUCGAUAUCAGCCAGUGCAAGAGGACCACCGUCUCAACCCUAACAGCAGUCCUCACCAUGGAGAUGAAACAACCAGUGGCGAUGAAUCGAGAGGAUGGGGGAGAUCAUGAGAAGGAACAGGAGUCACAAGAAAACGGAAGGCUGGUUGCGGACAGCAUUGGGGAGAAGGGUCAGAAAUCCUGCUCCGGGCCUGGGCAGGUCUCCAACGGUUAUCCCAGCACUUCCCCGCAAAGCCCCAGGGACGGUGCAGGUGCUGGGACGGACAGGGGCAGCACCCCUGGGGCAUUCAGGACUCUGGUGGUCCAGCAGACCAGCUUGGAUCCACCUAGAGAGACCUGGAGCAAAAAGAUGGACUUCUUGCUGUCAGUGAUCGGGUAUGCGGUCGACCUGGGCAAUGUGUGGCGCUUUCCCUACAUCUGCUACCAAAACGGAGGGGGUGCCUUUCUUCUGCCGUACCUGCUGAUGGCUGUGUUUGGUGGCGUGCCGCUGUUCUACAUGGAACUGGCUUUGGGCCAGUUUCACCGCAGUGGGUGUAUCUCCAUCUGGAAACACAUCUGCCCCAUCUUCAAGGGUAUAGGCUUUGCCAUCUGCAUCAUUGCACUCUACAUUGCCUUCUACUACAAUACCAUAAUGGCCUGGGCUCUCUACUACCUCCUGUCCUCCUUCCGUGCCACGCUUCCCUGGACCACCUGCACCAACCAGUGGAACACUCCCAACUGCACCCACUACCUGUCCACCGACUUAAAUGUCUCCUGGACCAACAACUCCAUCUCUCCGGCUGAAGAGUUCUAUAUACGACAGGUCCUGCAGGUUCAUCUGUCCCCUGGUCUUCAUCAGUUGGGUUGGGUGAGCUGGCAGCUAGCCCUCUGUCUGUUGUUCAUUUUCACCGUUGUGUACUUCAGCAUCUGGAAGGGGGUCAAGACCUCCGGCAAGGUAGUGUGGGUGACGGCUACCUUUCCGUACCUGGUGCUGCUGAUCCUGUUGAUAAGAGGGGCCACCCUCCCGGGAGCAUGGAGAGGAGUGGUCUUCUACCUGAAACCUGAUUGGAGUAAACUUUUAACCACUACAGUUUGGCUUGAUGCAGCUGCGCAGAUCUUCUUCUCUCUGGGUCCAGGCUUUGGUGUUCUCCUGGCCUUUGCCAGCUACAAUCCCUUUCAUAACAACUGCUACAAAGAUGCAUUGGUCACAAGCUCAGUGAACUGUUUGACCAGUUUCCUGUCAGGCUUUGUGAUCUUCACCGUACUGGGCUACAUGGCAGAGAUGCGCAAACAACAUGUGGAGACUGUAGCUAAAGAUGCUGGUCCCAGUCUGCUCUUCAUCAUCUAUGCUGAAGCUAUUGCCAAUAUGCCGGCUGCUACGUUCUUCGCCAUCAUAUUCUUCCUCAUGAUAAUUAUGCUGGGGCUGGAUAGCACGUUUGCAGGUCUGGAAGGGGUAAUUACAGCCAUGUUGGACGAGUUCCCCCACCUGUUAGCCAGGAGGAGAGAAUGGUUUGUGCUCGGCCUAGUGUGCGUCUGUUAUUUGGGCGCCCUCUCUACUCUUACCUACGGAGGUGCAUUUGUUGUUAAACUAUUUGAGGAGUAUGCCACGGGCCCUGCUGUUAUCACCGUGGUCUUCCUCGAGGUCAUUGCUGUUUCCUGGUUCUAUGGAACGACACGUUUCUGCAACGACGUGCAACUGAUGCUUGGCUUUGCUCCUGGUGUGUUUUGGAGGGUCUGCUGGGUAGCCAUCUGUCCCUGCUUCCUGUUGUUCAUUAUUGGGAGUUUCCUGGCAUUCCCUCCUGAGGUAAAGCUGUUUGACUACCUGUAUCCUUUCUGGACCACAGUUCUCGGCUACUGUAUUGGAGUCUCCUCCUUCAUCUGUGUGCCUUCUUACAUGGUCUACCAUCUAGUCACCACCAAAGGGACCUUCAAACAGCGUCUGCUAAAGAGCAUUACACCUGAGGCUCCGGGGUCCAGCGGCCCUCAGAGAGACACAAUUGUCAUCACCAACGCCGUGUGACACAUUUCCUCUUCUGCUGGACAUGUAGCACAAACGCAGGGGACCCGUGUCUCCUGUAAGGGCCUCGACCGACCUCCCAUCACACCUCACCCCAGAGGAGUCUGCUACCUGUAUUGUGUGACGGUGAGGCCAGGCCUCCGAAAUACAGCCAUUGUUUUAUUCUUAUUCUUGCCGUCCAUGUGUGACCACUGUCAGUGCUCAUAAGAGUUACUGACUGCGUUUUGUCCUUCUAUUGUUCAUUUUAGAUCUCCAUAAAAAUUAUAAAAUUAUAUAUAUAUAUAUAUAUAUAUAUAUAUAUAUAGCUCAUGUACAAUAAUGUUGAAAAGUUUGGGGUCAGUAAGAUGUUUUUUGAAUAAAAUUACUACUUUUAAUCAGCAAGGAUACGUUACCAUCAAAGGUGGCAGUAAAGAACUUUACACUUUCAUAUAAAUGCUGUUCUUUUGAACCUACUAUUUAGUUUACACAGUUUUCAACAUUGGUAAUAAGUAUUGUUUCAGUAACACUUCAUUUUAAGUUGUAGUUGUUACACGUUUAUAUUAUAAUAACACCACUUACUAUUAUAAUAACAAUAUAUUAUGCAUAAUUCAAUGCAAGUCACCAUAAUCCUAACCCUAGUGAGUACAUGUAGUUAAUUAAUAUUACCAUAACCAGUGUUGAUAUCAGAUUGAUAUCUGAAAGAUCAUGUAACGUUAAAAAAUCUCACCAACUCCAAACUUUGAAAAAUCUGUUUAGUGAAGUUUGGGAUUAGAACAGGAAUGGACGCAGAAGUGGUUCAGUUUACUUUAUGAAAAUUUAUAUAGAUUGCUUUUCUACGAUAUUUCUUUUUCCUUAAAUUGUAACUAAAUACAUAAAGAUUGUUAUAUUGUGGUUUUGUGACCAAUUUCAGGUAUAUUUUACAUGUACACUUAUAUAAGGCCAAAAAUUAUUUUUUUUGUUUAUUGUUUUUAUAGAAAUUUGUAAGUAUGACUUCAAAGAAGCUGUUUGUGGUUCCAAAUAGUGACUAUAUUUUCUUUUCUUUCUUUUUUUUGUUAAAUGUUUAAAUAAUUUUUAUUUUACAUUUCAGAUGUGGAAAGGGUAAAAGUAGGAAUGUAACAGAAUGUUUUUAUGAGACAAGCAAGGGCCCAAAUACAUUUUUUAUGUUUUUUGCACAGGUUUGUAUGUGUGUGUGAGUGGAUAUGUGUGUGUGUGUGCGUCUUUGACCACCAUGCCCGUAUACGUAACAGAUAUUAAGUGUUUAGCCUACAUUUGGAAGAUAUGUACCAAUUGUUUGGCGUAUGUGUAUUUAUUUGUGGAAUAUUUGUAUUUCAUUCGCAUAAUGCUUAUUUUGUUUAUUUGCAACUGGAACUCUUUGUCUGCUUACCCAGUUACCAUUGACAUGUAGCAUUUACAAGAAUGGGACCAAAUAUUCAGGACUGGGGUGACCAAAUGUAAAAGUCUAAGAAAAAAAACCAAAAAACAAUAUUGAUUGACCACUAGCAUGUUCCUCAAUGUCAGUGGGGGGGUUUAACAUUUAUUUUUUACAUAUUUCUUUAUGUGAGUUACACUAAGUAGCAGAAACCAAAUACUAAUGUGCUUGUUACAAAUGCUUCAGCCUUGAUCCUCAAGACUUGUUUCAUGAAAAGAAGGUGUGACUGGACAUCUAAGUAUGUGCAUGUGUACUUUGUGAGUUUUGCUGUUCGUGUGGUCCGGCGUUCUGUGCUGACUCGUUGAAUUCGUAGAGUGGGCAAAUGUGAGGACGUCGAUUUCUCUGUCGAACUGACAUGUGUGAGCUGUGCAUCGAGGUAGAGAAUAAGCCAUGAUCAGUUCCAUAAGUGUGUGUGUGCAUGCCGUAGACGUGAGUCUAUAUUGUGCAUCUGUGUGUGAGAGCGUGUGCGCGUGCGUGUGUGUGCGCGCGCUUCAGUCCAGUGCUGACCUUUCCUCUUCUUUCUCAGCAAAAUUGACUAUUCUGUCUAUCAAAGUAUUGAAAAUCUAUUGUACUUUAUAAAGUCUAAAUUUGAUCUAUGUAUGUCUUCGAGACUGUUAAGAGAAAAAUAUGUAUAGGACAAAUACAUAUAUGAAUUAUUAGAGAUAAAAUAAAGGUAUAUGUAUUAAUAAUG
Molecule: messenger RNA, 4566 nt
Organism: Puntigrus tetrazona (Sumatra barb)
Lineage: Eukaryota; Metazoa; Chordata; Actinopteri; Cypriniformes; Cyprinidae
Gene: slc6a4a
Product: solute carrier family 6 member 4a
Exons: 14
Coding region: 530-2470 (646 amino acids)
Biological process (GO): sodium ion transmembrane transport; serotonin uptake
Cellular component (GO): membrane; neuron projection
Molecular function (GO): serotonin:sodium:chloride symporter activity; serotonin binding
Source: RefSeq, a predicted model, not a curated record